ACGCGUUGCAGCGCAGAGGCGGCAAAGGCGAGGCAUCAGUCGGGCUCAAACGUGCGCUCGUUGCGGGUUCACAAUCCCUUACGAACGUUUCUUAUUCUCUUCAUACCCCUUCUAUUAUCAUCGAUCAACAAUAUUUGUAAAAAUUUAUCUCUAGAUUACACGUAAUCCGGUCCACGAGUCUCAUUUUAACGCGUCCACGUAUACGCUCGCGCGCGCGCGCACAAAAGCACGGAUGCUGUGUGAUUUUUACAUCAAAAAAUAUUCAAUACAAAUUAACGAACUUAAUAAUAAUAAUAAUAAUAAUAUAUUUGUGUAUAAUUAAUUAAUUAAUAUGUGCGAUAAUCGCGUUGUUUUAUAUUUUUUGUUGCUUCUUCUCGAUUCGACAAUACCACCGGUCUCGUAAUUCUCAUCGACAAAUUUUCUUACCUACGAACUUUUUCCCAACGUUUGUUAUGAUCCUUUGAAAUAAUUACUUUUAUCCGUGUCAAAAAAGAAAAAAAAACCAAGAAAAAAGGAAAGAAAUGAAAAAAUAAGAAAUAAAAAAGUGUACAUUCUUUUAACCGAAAAAAAAACGGGGAUCACGAGGAACAAAUUUUCUGUUUCGAAAGAGAGAGAGAGAGAGAAACAAAAAGAAGGAAUCAUCCAACAUUUGGAGAGAAUAUUACGAAAUAUUAAAAUAAUAAUAAUAAUAAUAAUAUAAAGUAACGUCAAUCACGGAUGACAAUCAAGGAGAGGGGGAGGGCAGGAGGAGGAGGAGGAGGGGGUCCCUUUAAAAGUGAUGAAACACCGGUCACGGUUGACCACUGUAACAGUCAAUAAGGGAUGAGAUAGCUGACAAGAGAGACCGGAUGUGCUUAGGUGUCGUGAUUCAUUCUCGUGUUAGCUGAUUCCUCUGUCAUCAUUACGUUUGACUAUAUUAUUCCAAAAACACCAUUGUAUUGGAUCAAGUAUCAUCGUGUUAAAUUAUUACACCGUUUACGUUUAAUCGAAAUUUAUAUUACGAACGUCUGUUUGUCUGUCUGUUCGUCUGUCUGUGAUUGAUGAACAAAAUAACACGAGAUGAAUUAUCAUUCUGACAAAGGCAAACGUAAAACUUAUAGAAAUUUAAUAAGAUUAAACGAAGGUAAUAGAAAUCAAAGUAUUACGCGUGAUGCGUCAAAAUAUUGAACAAUUCCGAAUGACUGUGACACGUACGAAUAAUAAUAAUAAUAAUAAUAAUAAUAAUAAAAGGUUGUUGAAAGUAUUAAGGGAAUAUCGUCGUCGUGUCAUCUUCAAAGAAAGAUUAAAGUGUCGUUUGUGGCAUCAUGGCCACGUGCGUUUCGAUAAAAUUUUGACGAGACACCGUGUAAUCCUCGAAGGAUACGUUAAAGAUCUAGAGGAUAGUAAUUCACUGGACGAAGUCACAGAGUAAUGAUCAGAGCAAAGCGGUUUGAGCUGGGAACCGCGACUAUUAAUCCGGUGAUUCCAGCCACCUGGAGUCGACAAUCAAAAGAAAAACAAGUGAAAUAUAACAAAUAUUCCUUGUUGAAAAUCAUUUUAAUAUUGUGUUGCAUAAACAACGUUUAUUGCGACAAUCGUUACGAUUGGAUUAAAAGAUUUUCACGUGGUAUAAACGAUCUACGAUUAGCCAUGACCGAUGAUAAAGAAACUAAACUUUUACAUGGCCGUUGUAAUAUGGAUAGUGUCUGUAAAUGGUAUUGGCAAAAUAUUACCUCUAAUGCUAGAAACGAAGUCAUAAAUACAACUGGAAUUCAAGGGAGUUAUCUACAAUUCUAUGGUGUCGGCAAUGGUAUGAUAUAUUCUGAAUAUAUACCACGCAGUGGAUCACAUUGUCAUCUGACAUUGAAAUUAUUACAAAAAAAUAUGAAAAAUGGGGUAAUAAGUUUCAUAAUAGAUACGAACAAUCAGUCUUACGUUGCAAGUGAACGCAGUGGAAACAAUAAUGCCGUAUGGGAGUUUAUCAGUUUCAACAUCGGUGCGAUUCAACAAAAAUUUCGUCUAAUUAUGGAAUUUCUUAUACCCUAUAACAAAUCAAGCAUAGGCGUUGACGAUAUUCGUUUGAUCGAUUGUUUUCCAGAGUAUUCCCCACAAGUUAUGGUUUGUACGGACGACAUGUUUCGUUGCAAUAAUGGUUCCUGUUUGAAUAGAACACGAAUAUGCGAUUUGUCGAAAGAUUGCGUCGAUGGAGAAGACGAAGGUCCAGAUUGCGAUAAAAUGCCUCCACAUGCUAGGUGUAAUUUUGAAAAUGGCUGGUGCGGUUGGAGAAAUGUUCCAGGAAAUGUAUUCAAUUGGACUCUUCAUUGUGGUCCGACACCAACCGAAAGAUCUGGACCAAGUUAUGAUCAUACUUAUCGCAAUGCAACCGGAACAUACGUUUACGUGAAUACUGCUAGAGGAAAUUAUGGUUAUGAAGGAUUAUUGGAAAGCCCAUUGUUUAAUCCAACACCACCAUAUAGUAAUGAUCCAAAUAGUUCUUAUCAUCAUAGUUGUCAAAUAAGAUUUUUUUAUCAUCGUCACGGUGUACCGCGUGGUUCUUUAGGAUUAUUUUUGGUUCAAGUAAAACCACAUAGAAAUAGUACACAAUUAUUAUGGUGGUCUUCUAGCGAUAGAAGUGACGAUUGGUAUAGUCAAGCUAUUCCUUUACCAGAAGUACGACAUAGAUAUUAUUUUCUAUUUGAAAUAAGAAAAGGAUAUGGUUCUAAAGGUGAUAUAGCAAUAGAUGAUAUUUCUCUAAGUCCAGAAUGUUUCGGUAUAGGAGUACCACCAGAAGUUGUUGGAAGUUUUGAUUAUAAUAAUCCAAUAAUAGAAUCUGAAAGUAUUCCUGAACCACACGUUGACUUUGUUAAUAAAACAGUCAUUCAUAUAACUACUUGUGGUGCUAUCGGUAGAGUAGGUCCAACCGCAGAACAAUGUAUGGAAGAACAUAAUGCGACUAAUGUUAAAAUGGUUGAAUUGCCAUCUAAAACCUAUCAAACAAAUUUUCCUUUUGCCAAUUUAACUGGAAUUCAAAGUUGGAUUGCACCAAGCGGUGGAUAUUAUACUUUAAUUGGAAUGGGUGCACGUGGUGGCCGAGGUGCUGGUGACAUAGGAAAUUCCUUGGGUGCAUUUGUUCGUGGUGUUGUUGAAUUAGAAAAGGGUGAUCAACUUUAUUUUAUGAUUGGACAACCUGGAACUGACGCGUGUCCUAAGAAUUUAGGAUGGCGAACGAAAAAGUGUAAUCCACGAUACGAUGUAAUAACAGAAACGGGUGGUGUAUCGUCUGUAAUGGAAGAAGUGAGAAAAAUGGAGGUGAAAGAUGGCAGUGGUGGCGGGGGUGGUGCCACUUAUAUAUUUACCCUAAAAAACAAUAAUGAUCAUGAACCAUUGUUAAUCGCUGCCGGUGGUGGUGGAUUGGGAUUACGUUUUGGGCCAGAUGUUGAUGAUGGUAUACAACAUGGGAAAGGUCUUUCAGAACUUUCGGACAAACCUCAUUCUGGAUUAGCGAUUACUGACAACGCAGGUCCAGGGGGUGGUUGGAAUAGUUCAAGUGGUACAUCACGAGUAGCAGCUGGAAUUCCAUUGGUUCGGGGAGGAUAUGGUGGUGCUGGUUGUGGUUCCGGAAAACAAGGUUAUGGUAAUGGUGGAUUUGGUGGAGGUGGUGGUGGUUGUUUAACAGGUGGUGGGGGUGGUGGUUAUAUAGGUGGUAGUACCGGUUUAAAGGAUUCCGGUAACGGCGAGGGUGGAUAUUCAUACGUAUCCCGUGAUCUCCUUCACGUAUAUUUUAAACCUGCUGCUAAUGCUGGACCCGGGGAAGUUUAUAUAAUACCUGCCAUUAGUAAUUGCGGUUGUGAUUUUCGUUGCGUUGCACUCGAUCAAUAUUUGAGUGACACCAAAUGUCUUUGUCCACUUGGUUGGAUACUAGAUAAUGAUUCCAAAUCUUGUAACAUGGCCAACGAUUCAAACGUGUCUUAUCAAAAGUUUAUGAUUUCGUUAAUAGUUUCCAGCAGUAUUUUAUUGUUGGUUUUCACCGGACUCGGUUGGAUGCUUUAUAAUCGUUAUCAGAAUCGUAAAGCUCUUUUACGACGUCGCCAAGCGAUGUUUGGAAAUGGUACCGAAUUGACAGCUUUAGGAGUUGUCUCGGAUAGUAUGAUGACAGAAUUUAAUCCUAAUUACGAAUUCGCUGGGAAUUUAUACAGUAUUAAAGAUUUAUAUCAGAUACCACGUGAACAUAUCACUUUGGUUAAACCACUUGGACAAGGUGCUUUCGGUGAGGUAUUUCAAGGAGUAUACAAAUACAGACGUAACGAGGAACACCCGGUAGCUGUUAAAACUUUACCAUCCUUAACGACGUCUCAAGCUGAAGCUGAUUUCAUGAUGGAAGCACUUAUCAUGAGUAAAUUUAGUCAUCCCAAUAUAGUACAUUUUAUUGGUGUAUCUUUUGACAAGCAUCCAAGAUACAUCGUAUUGGAAUUAUUAGCUGGCGGUGAUUUGAAAAAUUUUCUUCGAGAAGAAAGACCGAAACCGGAUCGUCCUACCACUUUAAAUAUGUACGAUUUAAUAAUGUGCGGAUAUAAUGUUGCCGAUGGUUGCAAAUACAUGGAAGAAGCACGUUUCAUACAUCGCGAUAUAGCUGCACGUAAUUGUCUUCUCACGUGCAAAGGAUCUGGUCGUAUUGUCAAAAUUGCAGACUUUGGUAUGGCCAGAGAUAUAUACAGAAGUGAUUAUUACAGGAAAGGUGGUAAAGCGAUGUUACCUAUCAAAUGGAUGCCACCAGAAAGUUUCCUCGAUGGUAUAUUUACAACGAAAACCGACGUUUGGGCUUUCGGUGUUCUACUCUGGGAAAUCAUGUCGUUUGGAUAUAUGCCAUAUACCGGUUGUGCUAAUCGCGAAGUAAUGACAAUGGUAACGUCAGGUGGUCGUUUGGAAAAACCAGCUGGUUGUCCUGAUCCUAUUUAUGGAAUAAUGACACGUUGUUGGCACCCAAGACCGGAAGAUAGGCCGAGUUUUGCGACCAUCACCGAAAGAAUCGAUUAUUGUUUGCAGGAUCCCGACGUAAUAAAUCAUCCAACACCGAAUUACGACAUUUUACCGGCAUGCGAUCGCGAAAUAACUAUUAUGAGGCCGGAUCCUGAAACGGAAUGCAUCAAUGUAAAUUCUGACUCCGCGUUUAUCGAUGGUUACAUGCAACCAAGAGACAUGGAUUUUCGUUCAGUGACAUAUCGAAUCGAACCAGCAUCAAAUAACAUGUCAUAUACUUAUAAGAAAAAAUACGAAAGUGGAACUACGAACGAUAAUUUAAUUCGAACGAGAGAUAUUCAACAACCAGGACAGAGUAAUUCUUAUAAAGAUAAUACAAAGAAUAUAAAUAAUGAAGAUAAUAGUCUUGGAAAUGCUCGUGCGAUUCUUGACAAUGACGUUAACACUAGAACCGAGGACGAACGUAACGAAACGUUUAGGAUGAACGACGAGACGAAAGAAAUGUCUGAACUUUCGGAUAACGGAAACGAACCACCCGAUGAUCAAGAUGAUCGUUUCAGCGAAAACAGUGAUGGAACGGAUUUAGCGGCAGAUAGAAAAAAUGGGAAUGAAAGUACUACAACUACCGAUACUAAUUCCGAUUCAAUGGCAGUUGUACCGGCUAAUACGUCGACAGAUACAACGAGUAAUUCAACACCGAACACACGUACCUGUUCUCCAAAUCGAAUCGUUUUACAUACUAACGUUAACAAUGUUAAUGGUAUAUUGAAAAAAAGUACAUUAAAGGCUGCACUGAGUUUAGAUCCAAGCACUUUGUAUCGUGGCACGAUACAUUACGAGAAGAUACCAUUUUCCGCACCACCGCAACGUUCCAGCACACCUGGAAGUAUUGAAUUGACCAAGGAUUCUCUUGGACACGAGUUACCUAGGCAGGAGGAAUGUUCCUGCUGAGAAUUGUACGACGGGGGCUGACCGGAUUCCCCCGCAAACGACCCUACGAUGGCGGUAAUAGAUAACAGAAAUUGCAAACAAUUGCAAAGAUCAGCUACCAUUUCCGCGAUAACGUUUAAAUUGACCCAAUCAUCGACCAUACUUUGGACAUCCGCUGAUGAGAUGUCUUCGCGAUUUUAUUCCCAGGAAACCCUACUAUGAACAAUCCUGCAACAACAACAUUGUUUCAACACCUUUUUCUUUUUGUUUUCUUUUUCCCAUGUUCUUAUACACAUGGUGUAGCUAAAAUUCUUGGUAGUUAUAAGAGAUCAGAGAGUAAUAUUAUAAAAUUAAAUAUAAAUCAUUUUGUAUAUAAAUAUAAUUAGAAUGUUUUUAAUUUCUUAAUAAAUUGCAAUAUCAAAAAUCAUACAAUCUAAUGAUUGUAUGCAAUUCAAUUAAUCUGUGCAUCAUUAUUUGUUGAUUGGCGUUACAAAUUUUAUGACAGAUUGUUAUUAUUAUAUCUAUUUUUAUAUAUUAGAUUAUUUGUGUUUAUUAUUAUUAGAAUGUUAAUUAUCAAGGAACACGAUGAGGUGUAUUAUAUUGAAAAGUACAAGGAUACUUUUAUUCCGUGUGAGAAUAUCAUUUAUUUCAUCAUAUUACGAUUCUUUCACGAAUUUUAUAGUCAAUUUUAUUAGUGUUACUUAUUUUUUAAUAAGAAACAAUAUCUGUAAUAAAAUCUGUAACAUUAAUUAAGAUGCACACGUAUUGGAUUGACGUUUUCUUUAUUGCAAUUUAUUAAGAAAUUUAAUUAAGAGAUUUCUCGUUAUUCUUAAUUUACACUUUUUUUAUCAUUUUGAACUUUAUUAUUUCUCAGAUCUCAUUUGUACCAAGAAUUUUGGCUCAACCCUAUAUACGUACAUAUAUAUAUAUACAAUAUUACAUGUACAAAUAUGAAACUGUAUAGUAACAAAUUAUUACAAUGACGAAUGCCAAAUGGUCUAUAAGUGAAUUACAAUUAUGAAAAGUACAAGAUGAAAAAAAAAAAACAAAGAAGAGAAAGAAAAAAAAAUACGCAGAUAUUAUAUUCGUGUACAAUUCUGUAUGUACAAGAUUGAGUCGAAUUAUUUAUAACAAAAUAAUCGUUUCCAGUUAACGAAUGAUCAAUAAAUGAUCAAUAAAUAAAUGAAAA
Polistes canadensis is the source of this 7075-nucleotide messenger RNA. RefSeq names its product ALK tyrosine kinase receptor (gene Alk). The coding region runs from base 1411 to 5907 and encodes 1498 amino acids. The transcript has 27 exons. The record is from RefSeq and is a predicted model, not a curated record. Gene Ontology annotation, molecular function: ATP binding; protein binding; transmembrane receptor protein tyrosine kinase activity. NCBI's taxonomy places the organism in Eukaryota, Metazoa, Arthropoda, Insecta, Hymenoptera, Vespidae. Gene Ontology annotation, cellular component: membrane; signaling receptor complex. Gene Ontology annotation, biological process: multicellular organism development; regulation of neuron differentiation; cell surface receptor protein tyrosine kinase signaling pathway.